AUGGAUGUUGCAAGUGUUCUCUGUAUGAAUCCUCCAGAAGAUGGGAAGAAGACCUACGCCAAUAAUUCUCAUCCCCAAAGAAUAAUCAUGUCAAAAUCCAAGCCAUUUCUUAGAGAAACCAUAAACAACAUGGUGAGGUCGAUGAGAAGUAGUAGUAGGAAUGUUGAUGGCGGUUGGCCAGCUUGUUUCAGAGUUGUAGACUUGGGUUGCUCGUCGGGAUCCAAUACUCUGCAAGUGAUCUCAGAGAUUAAUAACACCAUUAAUGAUGAGAUCAUCUGUAACCAACACCAAGGUCAUCAUGAUCCCGAGAUCCAAGUCUUCUUAAACGACCUUCCUAGCAAUGAUUUCAACAGUGUUUUGAAAGAUAUUCCUGGAUUUUAUGAUCAACAUGACAAAAACAAGCUUCACUAUUUUGUGUCGGUUGUGGCUAGUUCCUUCUAUGGCAGACUGUUCCUCAGGAGUAAUCUUGAUUUUGUACAUUCUUCUACCAGUCUUCAGUGGAUAUCCAAGCUUCCAGAUGGUAUUGAUGGGGAAAACAAAGGGAAUAUAUACAUAGGAAAUUCAAGUCCUCCAGAAGUAUAUAAAGCUUACAAGGAGCAAUUUGAUAAUGAUUUCUAGUUUUUAAGGAUGCAGUCUGAAGAAAUGAAGCCAAGAGGUUGCAUGCUUCUUAUCUUAAUUGCCAGAAUUAUUCCACAUCCCUCGGCCUCUAAAUAUUUUUCUCCCUUGUGGGAUCUCCUUGCAACAUCUCUCAUGAAUUUGGUUGCCAAG
This is a messenger RNA of Carica papaya (papaya), 768 nucleotides long. The record is from RefSeq and is a predicted model, not a curated record. Lineage: Eukaryota; Viridiplantae; Streptophyta; Magnoliopsida; Brassicales; Caricaceae.